AUGAUCUCGGGUCCAAGACAACCAGGAAACGACAUUGAUAUUUAUUUAACCCCAUUAGUUGAAGAUUUGAAGAUGUUAUGGGAGGAGGGUGUUGAUAUGUUUGAUGGGUACACUAGUGAUUCAUUCAAAUUGCAUGCCAUGUUAUUUUGUACAAUCAACGACUUUCCAGCAUAUGGUAAUUUAAGUGGAUAUAGCACUAAGGAUCACAAAGCAUGCCCUAUAUGUGAAGAAGGCACAUGUCACCAUCAACUACAACAUGGAAGGAAAACAAUAUACCUUAGACAUCGGAGAUUUCUUAGUACAAACCAUCCAUAUCGUAAAUUGAAGAAAGCAUUUAAUGGGUGUCAAGAAAAUGAAUUAGCUCCAAUGGUUUUAAGUGGGUCACAAGUAUAUGAGCGUGUGAAAGACAUUAGGGAUGUGUUUGGAAAGAUGAAAAAUAAAGGCACUUUUGGAAGGUCAAUUUUCUUUGAUCUCCCAUAUUGGAAGGUGCUUGAUGUGAGACAUUGUAUAGAUGUUAUGCAUGUAGAGAAAAAUGUGUGUGAUAGUAUUAUCGGAACACUCCUCAAUAUUCAAGGCAAGACAAAAGAUGGUCUAAAUGCUCGUUUGGACUUAGUUGAAAUGGGUAUAAGAGAACAAUUAGCUCCACAAUCACAUGGUAAGCGAACAUACUUGCCUCCAGCAUGUCACACAUUGUCUAAACAAGAGAAGAGAAGUUUUUGUGAGAUUUUACAAGGUGUGAAAGUUCCACUAGGUUACUCUUCCAAUUUUGUAUCCAUGAAAGAUCUAAAAUUACUUGGGUUAAAAUCUCAUGAUUGUCAUGUAUUGAUGCAACAACUUCUACCCGUGGCUAUUCGAGGCAUAUUGCCUAAGAAUGUUAGAUAUACCUUAACAAGAUUGUGCUUCUUUUUUAAUGCAAUAUGUAGUAAGGUUAUAGAUAUUGAGAAGUUGGAUCAGUUAGAAAAUGAGGCUGUACUCAUAUUGUGUCAGUUGGAGAUGUACUUUCCUCCAUCAUUCUUUCAUAUUAUGGUCCAUCUGAUUAUUCAUUUAGUCCGAGAAGUUAGAAUUUGUGGUUCAGUAUUCUUACGAUGGAUGUACCCUAUUGAGCGAUACAUCAAGAUAUUGAAAGGGUAUGUAAAGAACCAAUAUCGUCCAGAAGCAUCAAUUGUUGAAAGAUAUAUUGCAGAGGAAGCUAUUGAGUUCUGUACAGACUACUUAUCACAAGUUGAAGCUAUAGGGGUAACGAAGUCUUGUUACCAUGGAAUAGGUGCUGGUAAGGGUACUCAAAGUGCAAAAGUUAUAACUCUGAGUAGAGAUGAAGUUCUCCAAGCACAUUUAUAUAUAUUGAAUAACACUAAAAAAGUCAUCCCUUAUUUAAGUGCUCAUAAAGAUAUUGUGAAGAGAAAUAAUCCACGAAUGUCUCAAAAGUGGGUCAUUAAUAAGCACAACAAAACUUUUUUGAAGUGGUUCAAACAACAGGUUCAAAAUGACAAUACAACUUCUGAUACAUUAAAUUGGCUAACAAGUGAGCCAAACUAUGAUGUCUUAUGCUGGAGUGGGUAUGAUAUAAACAAUUAUACAUUUCAUACAAAAGACGAAGAUGAAAAAAGCACCACACAAAAUAGUGGAGUAAUGGUUGUAGCUAAAUGCAUUUCUCAAGUUCAAAGGAUAAAUAUCUGA
This is a messenger RNA of Vigna unguiculata (cowpea), 1677 nucleotides long. RefSeq lists its product as uncharacterized. NCBI's taxonomy places the organism in Eukaryota, Viridiplantae, Streptophyta, Magnoliopsida, Fabales, Fabaceae. The record is from RefSeq and is a predicted model, not a curated record.